GAAUUCGCUCAGAGUCGAGCUCAGUUAUUGAGAAGCUUUGACGUAAGUCGGUUCAAAAAUGUUAUUCCUUUUGAGAGCCAUCGUUGUGCUCGCUCUACUGCACUCCUUUGGACACACGCAAAAUGCAGACGAUCAGCUGGUGAUCAAAGAAAACCCAUGCGAUAGCUAUUGCUUCAAUGUGUUGAAGCCCAUGUUGGAGCACAUAUCCAUUAUGCAAAAUCGGUGGGAAGAAUGCGGAGCAAUGAAAUCGGUCAAUGCCAGCGACAGACUGGAUAAAAUUGAGCAACAGUUGCUGGCACAGCAAGCAAUUCAAGCCACAAAUGCAGCAGCUAUUCAGGAAAAUAAACAUAAUUUGACGGACCAAAUGAAGUCAAUUGAAAAGUAUAAGCGGGAAUUGCGAAAACCCUUUGAGAAGAUCGGAUCUGGAUAUUAUUACAUCGAGAAUGCGAUGAAACUCAGUUGGUUCGCAGCCGUCCACACAUGCCAUCGAUACGGUGCACAUUUGCUUGAGCUGAACAAUCGCGAGGAACUGGAUGCACUCAUUCCGAAACUGCAUAAAGAUUACGCUUAUUGGAUUGACAUCAAUGACCUCAGCCAUGAGAAUGAAUUCCUUUCGAUGACAACAGGCCUGGGGGCAGAGUUUCUCAACUGGAGAACUGGGGAACCGAAUAAUGCACAGCAAUUGGAGCAUUGCGUGAAUAUGUUUGGAAUAGGUUUUCAAAUGAAUGACUUUAAAUGCGGCGCAGAGACGUAUUUCAUCUGUGAGUCAUUUGAGGAAUGAAACAAUACAUAAUAUGCGAGUGUACAAAAUAAAAAAUAAAUAAAUGUCUUUUGAAUUAUUACAAUAUGGAAAUGGCAUAAUAGUUAUGAAUUGAUUUCUUAUCAUGACUUAACACUUUUUUGCGGACUCUUGAAUAAUUCAUUGGAAGUGGAGUUUUUAAAAAUUUCUCAAGUAUUUAUAUCGUAGUCUUUCGAGCAGUUUAUUGUAUUAUCGAAAGUGGGCCAACGUAAUGUGUAUGAAAUAUUUCAAUUGGUGUGCAAUUAUAAAUAAUGUAUUAAAAUGUUUAGUUUACAUUCAAGUAGAUAAACUUAAGUUAAUGAUUCAAUGUGAUGUUAUAAAACAACACAUCUUACAGAUUAGUAAUAAAUUCAUUUUUUGCGUUAUCGUAUUGAUAUCGAAUUAUA
Messenger RNA from Drosophila sulfurigaster albostrigata, 1185 nucleotides. Its product is annotated as accessory gland protein Acp29AB-like. The coding region runs from base 59 to 781 and encodes 240 amino acids. Gene Ontology annotation, molecular function: carbohydrate binding. The transcript has 2 exons. NCBI's taxonomy places the organism in Eukaryota, Metazoa, Arthropoda, Insecta, Diptera, Drosophilidae. Gene Ontology annotation, biological process: biological process involved in interspecies interaction between organisms. Gene Ontology annotation, cellular component: external side of plasma membrane. The record is from RefSeq and is a predicted model, not a curated record.